AAAGACGAGAGAAGAGCAAUGCCACCUCUGAGCGGGCAAGCGGGAUUAGAUUUGCCUUCUUCUCCCCCCCCCCCAGCCAAGCUGCCUCUCUGGCUUUUCCCCAUCUCCCUGGGUGCUCUGGAUUGCGAUCUCGCUAGCUAGCUACUGAAUUUAGGGUUCCAAUCAAAUCGCCGCUGCUGCUGGGGGGGAUUUUAGGCAGAGAAGAAGAUGGGGGUUAUGUCCAGACGGGUUUUGCCCGCCUGUGGUAACCUCUGUUUCUUCUGUCCUUCUUUGAGGGCAAGGUCUAGGCAUCCCGUUAAACGCUACAAGAAAAUGCUCGCUGAAAUCUUCCCUCGCAAUCAGGAAGCUGAGCCCAAUGAUAGAAAAAUUGGCAAGCUUUGUGAGUAUGCGUCUAGGAAUCCUUUACGAAUUCCAAAGAUUACAGAGUACCUUGAGCAAAAAUGUUACAAAGAAUUGCGAAAUGGAAAUAUUGGAUCAGUUAAAGUCGUCUUAUGCAUUUAUAAGAAACUUCUUUCAUCAUGUAAGGAGCAGAUGCCUCUAUUUUCCUGUAGUUUGCUAAGCAUUGUCCGAACGCUUUUGGAGCAAACAAGAGAGGAAGAAGUUCAGAUCUUGGGUUGCAAUACGCUUGUUGACUUUAUAAGUUUACAGACUGUGAAUUCGCACAUGUUCAACUUAGAAGGUCUAAUCCCUAAACUUUGUCAACUUGCUCAAGAAAUGGGGGAUGAUGAAAGAUCACUCCGAUUACGCUCAGCAGGAAUGCAGGCUUUGGCAUUCAUGGUAUCUUUCAUUGGUGAGCAUUCCCAACUAUCAAUGGACUUGGAUAUGAUUAUUUCUGUGAUUCUGGAGAAUUAUAUGGAUUUGGAGAAGGGCCAAGAAGAUACCAAAGACAUUGAUCAAAAUUCAGAAACGAUGAUUCCCAACAUGACUAAAAAGGUUUCUUUCAAACCUAAUCCGGUGACUGACUAUAAGUUGGAAAACAUGGAUAUUUCGAAGAGCCCCUCAUACUGGUCUAUGGUUUGCCUUUGCAAUAUAGCCAAAUUAGCAAAGGAAACUACAACUGUUCGUCGGGUUUUGGAACCGCUUCUGACUGCUUUUGACAGUGGAGAUUACUGGUCUCCCCAGAAGGGUGUUGCCUCUUCUGUUUUAUUGUUUCUGCAGUCUCGUCUGGAAGAAUCAGCAGGAGAAAAUUGUCAUGUGUUGGUAUCUUCUUUGAUCAAGCACUUGGAUCAUAAGAAUGUUAUGAAGCAACAAGGUCUUCAAGUUAACAUGGUCAAUGUAGCCACAUGCCUUGUGCUACAUGCUAAGCAGCAGGCUUCAGGCGCGAUGACUGCUGUAAUAGCUGACUUGAUUAAGCACUUGCGAAAAUGCCUGCAAAAUGCAGCUGAAUCAGAUGUGUGUGUGAAUGAAACACAGCAGAACUCGGACCUCCAGCAUGCAUUAGAAAAUUGCAUUGCAGAACUCUCAAAUAAGGUUGGGGAUGCAGGGCCCGUUCUUGAUAUGUUGGCAGUGGUUCUUGAGACAAUAUCCACUAAUGUAGUCCUUUCUAGGACCACAGCAUCAGCCGUUCUCCGAGCUGCACAUAUAGUAUCAGUGGUCCCAAAUGUUUCUUACCACAAGAAAGUAUUUCCGGAUGCCUUGUUUCACCAACUGCUCCUUGCGAUGUCCCAUGCAGAUUGUAAGACUAGAGUCGAGGCACACAAUAUUUUAUCCGUCGUGCUUCUUCGAACUCUUCGUUUGCCAUGGUCAGAUCAACAUAAGGAAACCUCAGAAGUUGUUCCUGGGACAUUGUCAGUUGAUGGAAUUUGUACAGUAAGGAACCAGAGUACUAGUUUACAGGAGGAAGAGAAAGAAAAAGUUGAGAAAUCCUUAAACAGUGAACUGCGUAAAGAUGUAAACCACAUAUCUUAUCCAAGUGUAUCACGACAUACCAGUCAACAGCUUAGUGGUCAGUCCUUGGAUAGUUUAAAGGAUUUAGAUGAUGGUAUAAAGUCGUUAUGUUCACUCCGACUAAGUAGUCACCAAGUGAAUAUGCUUCUUUCAUCCCUAUGGAUCCAAGCAACUUCUACCGACAAUACCCCUGAAAAUUUUGAGGCCAUGGCCAGCACAUAUCAAAUCACUUUACUGUUUUCACUAGCAAAGAGAUCAAAUCACAUGGCUCUGGUGCGGUGUUUUCAGCUGGCAUUCUCUCUUCGAAAUCUCUCAUUGAAUCAAGAUGGAGGUAUGCAGCACUCUCGUAGAAGAUCUAUCUUCACUUUUGCAUCAUAUAUGCUCAUUUUCGGUGCCAAGAUUUCAAAUAUUCUGGAGCUAGUUCCAAUUGUCAAAGAAUCUUUGACAGCCCAAAUGGUUGAUCCUUAUCUUGUGCUGGAAGGAGAUAUCAGACUGCGUGCUGUAUGUUCUGGAUUUCCACAGGAAGAAGCGUAUGGAUCUGACAAAGAUGAUAGUGCUGCUCUCAAUUCUUCAGUGAUUAUCGCAGAUGAUAGACGUCUGAAGGAGAUCGUAAUUAGUCAUUUUACAUCAAAAUUUCAGACACUAUCCGAGGAGGAGCAAUCAAAUUUGAGAAAGGAAAUUCAGUCAGAUUUUUCCCGAGAUGAUACACAUCCGCUUGGUGGAAAAUUGUUUACGGAUACACCAGGACCUAGUUCUCCUCUUAAUCAAACAGAACUCCCAGCUUUCGAAGAGGUUGAGCUUUCAGACAUAGUGGCAUUUGAAGGAAUUUCCCCAGGGGCUAGUGGAAGCCAGUCGGGGCACAGAACAUCAUUGUCCACAAACACUAAUCCAGUAGAUGUUCUGAGUGUCAACGAGUUGUUAGAAUCGGUAUCAGAAACUGCUCGGCAAGUUGCAAGUCUCCCUGUUUCCUCCGUUCCUGUACCUUAUGACCAAAUGAUGAACCAGUGCGAAGCUCUUGUGACGGGUAAGCAGCAAAAGAUGUCCGUGCUUCGAAGUUUCAAACCCCAAGCAACCAAAGCUAUAACCUUGUCAGAAGACGAUGAAAAGGACGAACAAUAUCUUCUCAAGGAGACAGAAGAAGCUGGUGAAGAUGAUCAGAAGGCAAUAAUUGUGGCUGAUGUUCAACCUCAAGGGCAGCUCGGAUUCUUCUCACAAGAAGUUCCACAAAAUUCAUUUCGGUUACCGCCUUCGAGCCCCUACGAUAAAUUCUUGAAAGCAGCCGGAUGUUAAACCGGUACAUUCUAAAAAUCUUGCAUAUACAUGCAUAUAUAUAGACACACACACAGAGCAUAAUAUAUACUAUAUAUUAUCACGUGUAAUCUUAUGCUUCGUAUAUUCUUAGUCAUCUCUUGGCUCUUUCUGGAAGGAACAAUGAUUGAUUCAUUUCAUUUCUCCAUUGUGAAAAAAAAAAUGUUAUAAUCAUCAAGGAAGCAUUUGUUAAAACCUUGGAAGAGAGCAGAAGCACCGAAAAGUCGUGCAAAAACUCAGAACUGUCUUUGUUUUUUGGGGUUGGAAAUAUCAUUGAUUGAUUCAAAGUGUUGUUGAUUGUUUGUAUGUAAUGAGCUGUGUGUGUCUUGUUCUGUGUAUGAGUUUGGGGGGGUUGGAACCAGAGUCUUUGUGGUGGUUUAGGGUUGAGAAGUGUGCUGGUUCUGGUCGGUCGGUCAAUGUAUUGUGUCUGGUUUGCUCUGAAAAUGACAAACUUGGGAUGUACUAUAAUGUAUUGUGUUGAUUUCUUAUCUGAAUUGAUAAAUGAGGUACAAGAAGUUUUGAUGAA
Molecule: messenger RNA, 3721 nt
Organism: Arabidopsis lyrata subsp. lyrata
Lineage: Eukaryota; Viridiplantae; Streptophyta; Magnoliopsida; Brassicales; Brassicaceae
Product: protein EFR3 homolog
Exons: 21
Coding region: 208-3177 (989 amino acids)
Source: RefSeq, a predicted model, not a curated record